AUGUGCAAACACGCCUCGUCGACAACACCAAGGCCAAGCAGGCUGACCCUCCUCGACUUACCAGUUUCCGUCGUACUUUUAAUCAUGGAUGAAUUAUUCGAAAACAGUUUCUAUCAGGAAAAAAGGCGCUACAUAUCUAGUCUCAGCGGAUACGAUCACAUCGAAUGCAUCGACGAGGAUGAACACGAGAGGUUUCGAGCCUUUGACCACUGGAAGGACUUGUCUCGAAUGGCGGCAUCCUGCAAGGCAUUCUACAAUAUCAUCACACCGAUUCUGUACCGACAAGACGUACUACUCAAUCAUUCAUCAGCGCUUCUGCUCUCGGCAAAGAAGGGCAAUCUUCAGGGUCUUCUGAAGUCGAUCCAGCUGGGACAGGCGAAUCCCGACAAGGAAGACCACACAACCUUCUGGCAUGACAAUCAUGACGACGGACGUUGCUAUGGGUCGUACGAGCGUACCAGAGGUGGAAUUACGUCAUCUCUCACUGCUCUGCAUUUCGCAGCAUACCACGGGCAUCCCUUACUCAUCGAUGCCUUGCUGGAGCAUGGCGCAGAUGCAGGUAAGCGCGCCGACAUGGGACCCAAUACUGAACUAGAGUCAAUGGGUCCUCACGAUCAAGUCUUCAUGUUCUGUCAUACAGCGGCGGAGUUUGAAGAGGUCUGCGGCCUGAAUAUCGACAACCCGUAUACAUUCGGGGCCAAUGUAUUGUUCUUCGCCUUGAAAGAUCGCACAAACUCGACUCGCAAAGUCGGCAUGGUCAAGCGCCUCAUCCAGGCCGGAACAUCACUCAUCACAAGAGAGCGCGGCAAAAUUCAUGCUCUGCAUCAAGCAUGUGCCGCAUUGGACUUGACUAUGGCAGAGUUUCUGAUCAAAGGGCUUGGGGUUGACCCGAAUUUGAGAGAUGAAGAUGGCAACACCCCGCUGCAUUUUAUGGCCAUGGAUCCCACGUUUUCCAAAGACACGCACCAUUUGCAUGCGAUGUUCUGUUUCUUGGUCGGAGAGGGGGCAGAUAUCGAUGCAGAGAACUUUCGAGGGUGGAAGCCUCUUCAUCAUGCGCUGUUCAAUUCCGGAUGCAUUGAACUGGCUUGUCUCUUGACUGAUACAGGCGCUGAAUUCGAUGAGAGGGCGCUAUACAUCUACGAAGGCUAUAGAUUGUCAGAUGCGGAUCGAGACCGAGUGGAGUUGGCAUUCGUGGGUGGAAAGUGGAAGAAUGAUUGA
This is a messenger RNA of Colletotrichum siamense, 1218 nucleotides long. RefSeq names its product Serine/threonine-protein phosphatase 6 regulatory ankyrin repeat subunit A (gene Ankrd28). Lineage: Eukaryota; Fungi; Ascomycota; Sordariomycetes; Glomerellales; Glomerellaceae. Gene Ontology annotation, cellular component: nucleus; cytoplasm. Gene Ontology annotation, molecular function: protein binding. The record is from RefSeq and is a predicted model, not a curated record. The transcript has a single exon. Bases 1 to 1218 code for a protein of 405 amino acids.